ACAAAGUGACCUUGGCGCCGCAUCCCGCCCCUUUCCGCCGCGCUGCAUCCGGGCGCUCGCCGGCGGCCUUGCUGCGCCUGCGCAGAGACGUCCCAGCCCGUCGACUCCGAGGUGCAGCAGCGGAGCGGAGACACCGAACUUUGCCCCCGGGACGCCGUCCGCUAAGAUGUUCGCUUGCGCCAAAUUCGCCACCUCGCCCUCCCUGAUCCGUGCUGGAUCAAGUGUCUUGUACAGACCAAUUUCAGCAUCUGUGUUGUCUAGGCCAGAGAUCAAGAAUGGAGAGGGCAACUCAACACUUAAUGGGGCCCAAAAUACUGUCUCCCGACUAGCACUUAGAGAAUUCCAGACUAGUGCUAUUAGCAGGGACAUUGACACUGCUGCCAAAUUUAUUGGUGCUGGUGCUGCCACAGUAGGUGUGGCUGGUUCUGGUGCUGGUAUUGGAACAGUCUUCGGUAGUCUAAUCAUCGGUUAUGCCAGAAAUCCUUCUCUGAAGCAGCAGCUGUUCUCAUAUGCUAUCCUGGGAUUCGCCUUGUCUGAAGCUAUGGGUCUCUUCUGUCUGAUGGUUGCUUUCUUGAUCCUAUUUGCCAUGUGAAAGGAGAUUGGCCUGUAAUACUGGCAUUGGAAUGUAACUGCAUUUUAUGGGACUCCCAAAAUGUUGGUGUCAUGGAAAUUGAUGCUGUUUCCAAAGUCAUUUCAUUAAAGAUAACAACUUUAACUGUCAGCCUGUUGCCUGCAUUUAUUAUGUUUCUCACUA
This is a messenger RNA of Dryobates pubescens (Downy woodpecker), 754 nucleotides long. It is a transcript of the gene ATP5MC3, whose product is annotated as ATP synthase membrane subunit c locus 3. Bases 167 to 592 code for a protein of 141 amino acids. Lineage: Eukaryota; Metazoa; Chordata; Aves; Piciformes; Picidae. The record is from RefSeq and is a predicted model, not a curated record. The transcript is spliced from 5 exons. Gene Ontology annotation, biological process: proton transmembrane transport; proton motive force-driven ATP synthesis. Gene Ontology annotation, molecular function: proton transmembrane transporter activity.